UGAAUUGUCUGGGCCGCUGGAGCAUAAAUUAAAGAGAACUGAUGUAGUCGAGCGGUUAUAGGUGGCAAGAGGAAGGGGGUGGAGACAAUAUAACUGAAUAUAAACGCUGAGAUACCUCACAGACUCAGAGACAGGACAAGAGGUCUGGCGAAGACUUUUGCUGUAGUUGGCUUGGCCUGGGAUUAGCCAGGGAAUCUUGACUAGAGCAAAGAUGAAUUCUGAAGAUUGUUCCAUAACAGAGAACAGCUCCUUGCAUCCGGAGAGAGAACAACAAAGUACCACCGCCAGCCCUCAGUUUGCAACACAGCAUGAAGGGUCCCUUCAAGUUCCUAUCCCAUGUGCUGUAUUGAAUGUGGUCUUUAUCACUUGUUUAAUCAUUGCUCUCAUCGCUUUAUCAGUUGGCCAAUACAACUGUCCAGGACAAUGUUCACUGGGUGUGAUGGCACACCCAGUGCCAUCAAAUAGCCCUGUUUCUUCAUGCUCAGAUGAUUGGCUUGCAUACCGGAGGAAAUGCUACUUUAUUUCCACUGUAACAAAGGACUGGAAGUCAGCACAAAACUUUUGCUCUGAACACAGGGCUACUCUUGCCUUCGUUGAUUCUGAAGAGGACAUGAUCUUUUUAAAACGAUAUGUGGGUAGAGCCGAACAUUGGAUUGGGCUGAAAAAUGAAGAUGGCCGGACAUGGAAAUGGUCAGAUGGCAAAGUAUUCAAUAACAGGUUCAACCUUAUGGGAUCUGAGAACUGUGCAUUUCUGAAUAGCUCAGGGGUCAUCAGCACAGAAUGUGAAAAGAAUUUAUACUGGAUAUGUAGUAAGCCCUUCAAAUAAUGAGGAAACAUAUUUGCUUCUUGACCAUGGUGACUUGGAACUCGAGGAAAUUUGUGUUGAUGGAUGCUGCUUUAUGGUCAGAAAUUUUCCAUAAAGACUUUGGGG
Herpailurus yagouaroundi (jaguarundi) is the source of this 931-nucleotide messenger RNA. RefSeq names its product CD69 molecule (gene CD69). The transcript has 5 exons. The coding region runs from base 212 to 826 and encodes 204 amino acids. The record is from RefSeq and is a predicted model, not a curated record. Lineage: Eukaryota; Metazoa; Chordata; Mammalia; Carnivora; Felidae.